CCGCGCCGGACCUGCGAGCCUGUUACUCCCCCCCCCUCCCCUCUUACUCUGUCCCACCCGCCGCUCAAUUCCUGCUCGGAGAGUAUAGCCGGAAACAGCGUCCCGAUCAUAAGGCGUUUCCUCCCACGAAGAGCGAUCUCCACAAUGAUGGAAAUUGAGGUGCCCGAGAUCCAUCCCAGUCAACAGGACAUGGAGCUGGUCGACAUUCUGUGGAGGCAAGACAUCGACCUGGGUGCCAGCCGUGAGGUGUUUGACUACAGCCACCGCCAGAAAGAGCACGAGCUGCAGAGGCAGCGGGAGUUGGAGGAGGAGAAAAGGCUGCAUCUGCUCAGGGAGCAGGAGAAGGCCCUGCUGGCAGAGCUGCAGCUGGACGAGGAAACGGGCGAGUACAUACCCCGCCCCCCAUCCAGCGCCCCACCGCAGUCAGCUGCCACACCUCUAGAGGCUACACAGAAUGUCGCCUUCACAGAAGAAGCUGGUGAUGUCAUGUCACUUGAUGAAUACAUGCAGCUGCUGGCAGACACAUUUCUGGAGGACAGCGGGAGCACCUCUGCUUGCCUGGAUACUGCAGUUGUUCCCGCCUCCAACAGCAACCACAUUAUGAUGUCCCCCGAUCAGCCGGCUUUACCCCUCACCUCCAUUUCCCCAGCUCCCCCUUUGCCACAGAGGACCUCCCCAGAUUUGGAGCAGGCCUGGAUGGAGCUUUUGUCCCUCCCUGAGCUGCAGCAAUGCCUGAACAUGCAAAUGGAGGACACACUGGAACAGACUAUGUAUCUUCCGGCAAACAGCCCCGAAGAACAGGAUCCAAACUACAAUUUUUAUCAGUUGCCUAGCCUCACCGAUGUGGGGCCGAGCACAGUGGACGCUGGCCCUCCUGAAUUUAUCAGUGCAUUUGAGGGAGCCUUCCCUAACGUCGCCCCACCAGACCACCUCGCCCAGAUGGCUGUGAAAUCUCCUCAGUUAAACACCAACUUCACGGCCGAAAGUUUCUGUGACAUGUUUUACCCCAGCCCCACCCUCAGUACAAAAGACAGCUGCACUGAACAACACGGCAUUGAGGGCAAUGGAAGCGGCGACUUGCCCAAAUUGCCAAACAACCCACCACUCGAAUUGACGGACAUAAAAAGCCUCUCCCCUGGAGAUGGAUUUGAGAGGUGCAAACAAGAAGUGAUUGCAGAAUUGCCUGACUCAGAUUCAGGAAUUUCUUUGAAUGCAAGCCCAAAUGCGAGUUCCCCUGAGAAAUCCGUCUGUGGUGAUGGAUCAUUUGGCUUUAGUGACUCAGAUAUGGAGGAGAUGGACAUAAACCCUGGGAGUGUAGAAUCUGACUAUUCAGAGAUGUUUCCUUUGAAUUUCCAACCUGAUGAUUUCCAGCCAACAGCUACCGCCUCGCCGCCUACAGCUCAGUCGCAGAAUCAACAGGAAAAGAAGCCUAAACAACACAUGACCGAGCCGGCGGAAGAGACUGGCCACAAAAGCGUUCCCUUCACGAAGGACAAGCAGAAGAAACGCUCUGAGGUCCGUCUCUCCAGAGACGAGCAGAGGGCCAGGGCCCUCAAAAUACCUUUCACUGUCAAUAUGAUUAUCAACCUGCCUGUGGACGAUUUCAACGAGAUACUGUCCAAGCACCAACUGAACGAGUCCCAGUUGGCCUUGGUCAGGGACAUCCGCCGCCGUGGCAAGAACAAAGUGGCCGCCCAGAACUGCCGCAAGCGCAAGAUGGAGAACAUAGUGGGGCUGGAGUAUGACCUUGACUCGCUGAAGGAGGAGAAGGAGCGCCUCCAGAGGGAGAAGAGCCAGAACGUCAGCAGUCUAAAAGAAAUGAAGCAGCAGUUCAACACCUUGUACCUGGGGGUGUUCAGCCAACUGAGAGAUGAGGAGGGGAAUCCCUACUCGCCGUCCGACUACUCCCUCCAGCAGACCACCGAUGGCAGCAUCUUCCUCGUUCCGCGCAUUAAAAAGACACUCGUCAAGAAAGACAAAGACAAGCACUUAUCUACUUUAUAAUAUGGUACUGCAUUAUCGUUCAUAGUAAAAAAUACUAUGCAAUAACUUUGUAGUUGCUCAGCUUUAAGUGUAACUAGAUUGGCGGAACUAUUAUAUAGUUUUUGCUUACUCCUCUUAAAUCUUGUAAUAUUUUUGAUAUUUUACUUCUUUUGUACUGCUUUCUAAUACCCUCAAGAGAUUCUUUUACCAAUAUUGUUUGUAAAUACAUUAUUUGCUAUUGAGAUUUGAGAGAACAUAUUGUACUGUGUAUAUAUAUAUAUAUAUCUCAUUUUAGUAUGUUAAAUGAAUGUUUUGAUCAGUUACUUAUGUCCGUUUUAUAAACUUUACCUUUUGAUUUGCGGUCCCAUUUCUUUAUUUUCUUUUUUUUUUUAAAUCCCGUCUUCUGUGCUUUUCAAUAAUAAACUAUUCAAGAA
This is a messenger RNA of Lampris incognitus (smalleye Pacific opah), 2417 nucleotides long. RefSeq names its product nfe2 like bZIP transcription factor 2a (gene nfe2l2a). Gene Ontology annotation, biological process: regulation of transcription by RNA polymerase II; cellular response to oxidative stress. Gene Ontology annotation, cellular component: nucleus. Bases 145 to 2004 code for a protein of 619 amino acids. Lineage: Eukaryota; Metazoa; Chordata; Actinopteri; Lampriformes; Lampridae. The record is from RefSeq and is a predicted model, not a curated record. The transcript is spliced from 5 exons. Gene Ontology annotation, molecular function: DNA-binding transcription factor activity, RNA polymerase II-specific; RNA polymerase II cis-regulatory region sequence-specific DNA binding.